Angiostrongylus costaricensis is the source of this 231-nucleotide messenger RNA. The record is from the annotation of a GenBank genome assembly. NCBI's taxonomy places the organism in Eukaryota, Metazoa, Nematoda, Chromadorea, Rhabditida, Metastrongylidae.
AUGCCUGGUGCGCAUACGUUCUACGAUGGCUCUACAAUUCUUGAGCCGAUCGCCACCUAUUGUGGCGUUUCGGUUGAUAAGAUGAAUUUCGCGAUAUGUAUGUUUUCAUCACUUCCACUGGCAUACGUUUACAAGCGUUUCAUGGCGCCUUUCACUGUGUCGCGUCAAACAAGGGCCUUAUUUCCGUUGUUGGUCGGAAUCGUAUUCUACUAUUUCUGCUUUGGACGGUAG